UGGCCUGUAUUGUAGUGCUGAGUGUAUAGAUCGCCGCAUACGGCAUAGUAUAAGUAGUUGAGUCGCAGUCUCGCAAUCAAUCGGGGCGGGUCGCGGGUCGUCUCUGCAGUUGUUAUAUAAAUCGUGUGUUCUGAGUGUAGGGCGGCCCGAUAGUUAUCUCGACCAGAAAGUGUACUUAAACCAGUAACAAUGUUACAUCUUAAAACCAUCGCGAGAACUGUAGCUCCGCCUCUUAAAAACACAAUUCAAAAUGAGGCAGUCAGUAGUGUCCUCAGAAUAGCGCCCGCCGCAGUGAACGUUUGCUGCCGAUCUUACGCGAGCCAUGAGAUUCCUGAUAGGCUUAAAGAAAUUCCAACCAGUUCGAAUCCUCGAUUUUUCGAUAUGGUGGAAUACUUCUUUCAUAGGGCAUGCCAAGUUGUCGAAGAUAAGCUCGUGGAGGACAUGAAGUCAAGAGUAUCCAUUGAGGAGAAAAAGAAGAAAGUAGCCGGUAUCCUGAAACUGAUGCAGCCUUGUGAUCAUAUCUUAGAAAUUCAAUUCCCACUGAGGCGUGAUUCUGGCGAUUAUGAAAUGAUUCUUGGAUACAGAGCUCAACACUCCUCGCACAGGACCCCAACAAAAGGAGGUAUAAGAUUCUCAACAGACGUAACACGGGAUGAAGUGAAGGCCCUUUCAGCUCUUAUGACCUUCAAGUGCGCUUGUGUCGACGUUCCGUUCGGUGGAGCCAAGGCUGGAAUUAAGAUCAACCCCAAGGAGUACUCUGAACAUGAGCUCGAGAAGAUCACGCGAAGGUUCACUCUAGAGCUGGCCAAGAAAGGAUUUAUUGGGCCUGGUGUGGACGUGCCAGCCCCUGACAUGGGCACAGGAGAGCGAGAAAUGUCCUGGAUCGCAGAUACAUACGCAAAAACCAUUGGUUAUCAAGACAUCAAUGCGCAUGCUUGUGUUACCGGGAAACCAAUCAAUCAGGGUGGUAUUCACGGCAGAGUAUCAGCUACUGGACGCGGUGUUUUCCACGGUCUUGAGAACUUCAUCAACGAAGCCAACUACAUGAGCAUGAUCGGAACUACACCCGGCUGGGGCGGCAAGACCUUCAUCGUGCAAGGCUUCGGUAACGUUGGCCUUCACACUUGCCGCUACUUGGUGCGGGCUGGAGCGACCUGCAUCGGUAUCAUAGAGCACGACGGCUCCAUCUACAACCCUGACGGUAUUGAUCCCAAGAAAUUGGAAGACUACAGGAUCGAGAACGGAACCAUCGUUGGAUUCCCGGGGGCGCAGCCUUACCAGGGCGAAGACAUGUUGUAUGAGAAGUGCGACAUAUUGGUGCCGGCCGCUAUUGAACAAGUCAUUCACAAGGACAACGCCCACAAAAUACAAGCUAAGAUAAUCGCCGAGGCUGCCAACGGUCCCACGACUCCCGCGGCAGACAAGAUCCUCAUCGACCGCAACAUCCUGGUAAUCCCCGACCUGUAUAUCAACGCCGGCGGUGUCACCGUCUCCUUCUUCGAGUGGCUCAAGAACCUGAAUCACGUGUCGUACGGCAGGCUCACCUUCAAAUACGAGAGGGAGUCCAACCAUCAUCUACUAGAGUCCGUACAGGAGUCGUUAGAGCGUCGUUUCGGUCGCGUGGGAGGUCGUAUCCCCGUGACACCGUCCGAGUCCUUCCAGAAGAGAAUAUCCGGCGCCUCCGAGAAAGACAUCGUCCACUCCGGACUUGACUACACCAUGGAGCGAUCUGCUAGAGCUAUAAUGAAGACGGCGAUGAAGUUCAACCUCGGUCUGGACCUCAGAACUGCCGCGUACGCCAACUCCAUAGAGAAGAUAUUCACGACAUACGCGGAUGCUGGACUCGCCUUCUAGACAUGUCGACCACUUUAAAGUAUUUUCUGCAUUUUAAGACUCCCGUUUAGCUCCCCGCGCAACGACUGCGUACUCUUAAGACAAUUAAUCACAGUAUAUUUCUUUUUAAAUCAUGGCUUUUAUAUUUUUACCUAUUGCAUUGUUAAGGGAAAGUGAUUUUUUUCCAAUUAUAAUGUCAUGAAUUUCGAAAUAAAUCGUUUUACUGUUUAA
This is a messenger RNA of Leptidea sinapis, 2064 nucleotides long. It is a transcript of the gene Gdh, whose product is annotated as glutamate dehydrogenase, mitochondrial. Gene Ontology annotation, molecular function: L-glutamate dehydrogenase (NAD+) activity. Bases 190 to 1854 code for a protein of 554 amino acids. Gene Ontology annotation, biological process: L-glutamate catabolic process. NCBI's taxonomy places the organism in Eukaryota, Metazoa, Arthropoda, Insecta, Lepidoptera, Pieridae. The record is from RefSeq and is a predicted model, not a curated record. The transcript is spliced from 9 exons. Gene Ontology annotation, cellular component: mitochondrion.